Molecule: messenger RNA, 4760 nt
Organism: Anopheles darlingi
Lineage: Eukaryota; Metazoa; Arthropoda; Insecta; Diptera; Culicidae
Gene: scra
Product: anillin
Exons: 8
Coding region: 99-4130 (1343 amino acids)
Biological process (GO): mitotic cytokinesis; actomyosin contractile ring assembly; septin ring organization
Cellular component (GO): actomyosin contractile ring
Source: RefSeq, a predicted model, not a curated record
AUCGCGUUGAAAUCGAAGCUUGACGGUAAUUUACACCGAUUCAUCUAGUACGUUGGUAGCGUAUUUGUGAAAAAGAAGCUGCUUCGGGCGAUGCAAAAAUGGAUCCCUUCACGCAGAACAUAUUAGAGCGAGCCGAAAAACGAGCAGCGGCGUUAGGAAUUGCGAACACCUCAAAGUUUCCGCUAUCCGAGUUCAACUACGAGGCCGAGAAGCCAGCGCCGAGUUCGGCGGCGUCACCGAAGAAAAAGGCACCGUCCCGGAAGCAUUCCGCUCCGAAAGUCCCCUCGACGACGACGACGGUAUCGAGUCGUACGGUUGAGGUGGACGGUGAUCGAGCCACUACGCUCAACAUCGGAGGGGCGGAUCCGGAGGAUUGUGAUGUGGCACUGGAAAUCAACAUCAUGACUAGUUCGAACUUGAAGGUCGAUCUGGGCGUUAGGGAGAUGGAGGCGGACGGAGGAGUGAAGAACUCGUAUGUAGUCCGAUCGAUCGAGCAGCAGCAACAGGAGCAGCGUGAAGCCGAGAAAGAGAAUGCUGAGGCGAAGAACCUGAUUCGAGAUCAGUCACGCAACCAGCUGCAACGGCUCGGCACUUUGUACUCGGAAACGCAGGAUCUUUCCUCACCGGUGCACCGUACCGAAGGACGCUUUCAUGAGGAUGUGAAGGAAGGCAGUAAACCGAAGCCGAAGCUGGCAAAGUUGGCCAUGCUGGCCGAUUCGAUCAACAACUGGGAAGAUGAUACGUCCCACCCGGACAUCAAACAUCAUCGCGAGACGAUCGUACCGGGUAGAGAAAAGUCUCCGCAUCAUUAUCAACAUCAGCAAAGUCCUAAGCGAAUGGUGGGAGGUAGCACCUCCGGUGGCAAUGGUGCAGGUACGGGUGCAACCCCGAAGAAAUACGCUGCACCAAAUCCUCCGAAAUCGAUCCUGAGCCCUCAGAAGACCGAAUCGAACCGUACCGCUCGGACAAGCGGAACUGGUAAGCCGUUGCAACAGCAGAAAUCUUUGAAAUGGGACGAACGUGUAAUGGACGAUCUGGAGCUACAAGGUUUCCAGCGCCGAGAAUCGACAGCCACGAAGAUGGUGUAUGACUACAAGAACACCGAAACGAAUGGCGAUAAGAAAAAACCGGAUAGCUAUCGAGCUCCACAAGCAGCCCGACCGAAUGCUGCUAGUGCUGCUGGAACGUAUUCCGAUUCCCGGGAGCGUACAGCUACGAAAGCGAAUCCAGAACCAUCGACGAGCAAGCCAACGCAGAAGCCUCCGUCUGCUCCGACAGGUUCGCAAAAGGGUGGAGGUAUCGUAUCUGGGCGUGCGGCAAUGUUUGAAAAGUCUGGCGGUCGGAGACAAUCCAUUUUGAAAAAUGGUCAGAAAGAUCCAGCCGAAAUGUCACUGAAAGAGCGUAUGGCCAUAUUCGAGAAGAAUAAGGGGACGGCGCUGGUGCCGAAAGCGGCUUUCGGUAUAAGUCCUUCGAUUAGGCAAAUCACUGGCCAAAAGGAUGCAGGCAAACCAUCGGCAUCAUCCUGCUCGGCCAUUCAAGGUUCGGGCUUUGGUAGCAUUGCUCAGCCGCAAGCUCGGGCACCGCCAUCACCACAGCGAAACGCGACCGCCCAGAAGCAGAUGGCACCAACGCAAAACAAGGCCGAAACCAUGGCAAGUGGAUCAGCCAUCCGCAAUACGGUAGCGGCACUCAUGUCCAAUGCUAGCACCAUCUCGGAGUCACAAAUUGCCGAAGACAUUCGUCGACAGCGGCAGCAGGAAAUGGAUCUGCUGCUAAAUCGAUUCACCAAACCCGUCGACAUGUCGUCGGACACGGCUUCAGGCUACGAUUCCCGACCUAUUCCGUCAGCCCCUCCGAUGCCACCAGAGGGCUAUCUUACGGCCAGUGGCCAGAAGAAAAAAUCGUACGGCGGUGAAAUGAAUCAACCCGGGGCAGUCAAACGGCGUAGUGAUGGAACGAACGACAGCCCCGGAGUAAUGGCUGCACUCGAUGAUGUGAAGCGUAUUCGAGUAACGAGUACUGCUAAGGAUGGUCGUAUGUAUCCUGCACUGAGCGAUAUUGAAACCACGGCCACCGAAUCGGGCGAUGAGGGACGGGAGGAGGAAGAAGAGGACGUUGGUGGAACUGCCGAUGGCUACACCACGGCCACUGUCUCUGGCUCCGAGUCGUCCGAUCGUGCGUUCCGAACAUGCUACGGAAGUGACCUGCAGCAGCAGCAACAGCAGCAUAGCGAUGAAGAGGAGUAUGACGAGGAUGAAGACGAUCGCGAACACGAGGAUAACAGAUACGAAGUCGAUGAGGAUGACGACAGUUUCAUGUACUCGGACGAUGAUGCCAACAUCGCGAACGUCAGCCUGGGGAGGGAAAUUUUGCAAGCGGUGGAAUUGAACGGUCGGCAGCGGUCCUCCAGCAACCAGCAGCAUGGUCGUGGUCGUCGCCAAAGCCACGACGGGAAGCGUAAAUCUUCGGUAGCUUCGAACAGCUUUUCUUACCAGAAAAAUCCAUCCCACGGCAAUGAACGGGUUGGUACGAUUGAGGAGGAGGAGCGUGCCGUAGGCUCAGAAAAGCGAAAAUCCAAAACGCCCCGCAAAAGUAUCGGUAUGAGCAACGGGACCGUAGACUACAGCACCCCGGUGCGAUCCGAACUGCAGGUGAAACCUUCGGGAGACGAUAACAUCGUUACAUUGGUGCACACGGUCAGCUUCUAUCGUCGGCAACAGCAACAGAAUGCAAGCGCCGUUACGCCUCGUAGAGUGCCGCGCACUCCAAUGGGUGGUGGUGGAUCGAAACAGCAGCACGGCCGCGAGGACGAAGCGGGUCAACCGAGGGUUGAUUCUACGUCUCGUGAUGAUAACGAUUCGGGCGAGGAGAGUGUUUCGAGCACGGUUGAGUCAACCAGCACCAGUGGAACGACCGAAGAGAGCGAAUUUUUGGUGCAGGAAAAGAUCAAAAAGCUGUUGGACGAGGUGUGCAAACAGCAGACCAUCAUUGCGCAGGCGAGCCAGGCUCUCAAUCUCUGUGCAGCUACGAUCGAGUUUUCCGGUUCCACCGAAUCAGCCGAAGGCGAACGGCAUCUUCUCGUUGCGACUCACCGUCGGCAGGCCAUAUUAGAUGAAGUGCAGCGCCUCCGAGUGGAGGGAUGUUUGCGACCGCCCGGCGCUCCUAUGGAGAAGGGUCGCCUUACGGUGAAAGACAUUACGUUGCCACUCAAGCAAGAAUACCUGCGCAAGCUAGCGGCCGAUCAAAUCAGUGGUCACAAUCUGGUGUGUCUGCUGAAGUACAAUGAAACCGUGUUGGCCACACAAACAGUACCGACGCUGCCCGGUCUGCUGUCAGUUCGGUUUCCCGAUGUCCUACAGCUAAGCAAUGUGUUCGCUGAUUUUAAGAUAACGAUGGAGAUCUACGGUAUGCCAGCGGCCCGCGAGGUACUUCCGCACGAGAUCAAGUAUCACAUUGCGAUGGGAGGCAAUAAGAAGAAAGGCAUGCACACACCGAAGGGCAUGAAGAGCAACUCGCGACUCGUAAUGCCACCGGUACAGUCACCGGCCGGUCCGCAAGCGGUCCGGUCACCGUCACUCACUAUGUACGGGUUCAUCAUCUUUUCGCUGAAGGAAAUCCAGCGCACAAGCUGGACGCUCAAUCCGAUCGCUGGCUGUGCCAGCCCACUCGAGGGGAUUGUCAAUAUGCGCGUCAACUGUGAGCUGGCCGUCACGGUCGACUAUAGUGGGUUCCUGACGAUGUACGAGGAUGUUUCGGGGCUGGGCGCGUGGCAUCGACGGUGGUGCCGGCUACAGCGUCACACGAUCAACUACUGGAAGUAUCCGGAUGAUGAGCGCCGGAAGGCACCGAUCGGUAGCAUCGAUCUGCAGGGCUGUUCGACCGAGCGGCGCGUAACGGUUGCACCGCGUGACGUUUGCUCGCGCUUGAACACGCUGAUGCUGGAGUUUCCGCGACCAGCACGCGAUGAUGAUGUGGAAUCGUUAAAGAUUGUGCGACGUGGCAAGACGACAAUCGAAAGGUAUCUCCUGUCCGCUGAUUCGAAGGAGGAGCGGGAUGAAUGGUGUGCCCAUCUGAACAAGACACUGGCUCUCUUGAAAGCAUGGGGCUCCAACAGUGCUUCGACUAGUUAGAUGAGUGAUCAAGCGUGCGAUAAGCGGAAACAUAGGGAACGGAAACGCGAGUAUGCGUCACCAACUUAUUAAAACUUAAUUUUAGCUUGGCUUUUGCUAGAUUUGCUAGGAUCGAUUUGUUUUUUUUUUCGGCGCAUUUGUGUAUUUGACUAGCUUAUAAAAAGAUGCUUUUAGUCGCUUUAUUUAAACGGUUGCUUCGGUAAGAUUCUCUUUUUUUCUAAAAGCUGACAAGCGUGCGAGACGUUGGUCUUCAACAAUCAAACAGGUGCCAUCCAAUAGUGGCUUCCUUUACGCACACACUUUUGCAGCUUUCAAUGAAAUGAAAACUAAGUGUUUGAAUUCAGCCGAAGGAUAAGAAAGUAAAGUAUUCGCUUCUUCGUAUUAAAAUGGUCUGUUUGAGACAACGAAAAUUCAUGAGUCGUUCUCCGGGGAUGAUCUGUGCUCGUUUGCAGUCAUUUCGAUUGAUGGAAGUGCUAUCCAGAUGUAAUUAACGAGUGAAAACGUAAAUAUAUAACUUUUACUAACAUAAGAUUGUUGUCAUUUUAUAAACAGUAGUUCUAUCAACGAUAAUAACUUAUCUGGCGAAAAUAGUUACUAUCCCAGAACUCACGAUGGCCAUCAAGGUGUAGA